Messenger RNA from Syngnathoides biaculeatus (alligator pipefish), 1400 nucleotides. It is a transcript of the gene fam131aa, whose product is annotated as family with sequence similarity 131 member Aa. The transcript is spliced from 5 exons. NCBI's taxonomy places the organism in Eukaryota, Metazoa, Chordata, Actinopteri, Syngnathiformes, Syngnathidae. The record is from RefSeq and is a predicted model, not a curated record. The coding region runs from base 204 to 1040 and encodes 278 amino acids.
CAAGCAGCCGCGCGAUCGUUUUUAAUCGGGAUUAGCGGCGAGCUGCUUCGCACGCGGGCGCCAUAUGCUUCGAAAUCACCUCACAGCACUCUGACCUUUGCGACAGCCAUCCGCCUGCAGGUCGAACAAGGAAAUGUAGGACGAGGGCCAUAACCAGCCACGCUGCUCUGUGGUUGCUUUUUACUUUGACUCGCGGACGCCACAUGAACGCCAUGAAGUUGCGCUCCAGGAGUGGAGAAAGGAGGGAAAUGAGGUGGAGGGAGGAAAACGGGGUGAAAUCUGAGGAGGGUGACAUGAUUCCAAAGUCAGGAAAAUCUCCAGCAGACUCGCGGAAAAGUGUGGGCAUCCAUGAGUUUGCAGCACUCGCCAGAUCCUCCCUGAACGGCAUUUCUCAAGCAGUGAGGGACCAUGUGACCAAGCCCACCUCCCUGGCCCAGGGCCGGGUCGCCCACCUCAUCGAGUGGAAAGGGUGGCCCAAACCUGCGGACCCCCCACAGGCCGCCCACUUAAGCUCCUACUGCCACUUGAGCGAAGGCGAGAAGGAGGCUCGCUUCGCUGCAGGCGUGGCCGAACAGUUUGCCAUCGCCGAGGCCAAGCUGCGAGCGUGGGCAUCCGUGGACGAGGACGACGUGGACGAGGAAGAGGAAGACUCCAAUGACGAGGACGCCAAAGCGGGAUUCCACUCCGACUUUACACCUCAGAGCGCAGCAGACGCCACCACAUCCGAGCCUACGUCAGGAGCUCCGGUCCGGUCUGAAGAGAUUCCCGAAGAGGGCGGCGGCAGCGAGGUGUGCGUCCACCCCAAACCCGAGGGGAGGCCCGCUCGUUUCGAUUCCUGCUACUCUACCUCGCACUCGGAAUCUCCCGGAGAGGAGGAAGAGGAGGAGGAAGAUGAGGUGUUCCACGAAGCUCGGCUGUGGAGCUCCGGCGCCGUCCCGUUUGACCGGGCCUCCUCCGGGGUGGCGUCCCUGGACGAGGAAGACCAGGAGAACCAGGACGAAGGAGGAGGGAAGAUGGAAGAUAAGGAGUAUUUGAUGUGAUGUGUCGUCCAUGUCUUUGAUUGUGGAGAUGACGUCAUCUGUUUAGCUUUGCCUUGUGUCCUUCUUCUUCUGCUCCUUCUUUCUCAUUCUUCUUCUACUCCUCCUCUUCCUUCUUCAUCUUCUUCUUCUCCUUAAUCUCUCUCUCCCAUUUAUUGUCAGGCCAAAAGCACCAGUGAAGAAUUGCGAGCGGAAUGUAACACUGUCAGUUUUGUACAUUUUUUGGUGUCAAGUGUUGCUAUGCCGUUGUUUUUUCUAUGGAAUAUUUUGUAGUGUUGUAUUUUAUCAGGGUUCAUGCUGUGUCACGUGGAUGUUGAUACUGAGUGUCCUUGCACACGUCGAAAUAUACGGUAACUUUUUUCU